CAUUGCCUACUCUCCGCUACUCCGCCGCCACCGGAUCAUCUACCAAUAUUUCACCACCUUCGAUCGCGCCAGCGUCGACUAGACCACCCGAAAGCUAUGGGACGGAUCUUACGGAGUUGACCAUGCGUUUUAUAUAUACUCGAGCCAGCGUCCACUGCCGGCGCGAGUGGCAAACAGGAGACGAUGGUGAAUAUGCGUUGCUUCGUGGCCACCGCGCUGGCCCUCACGGGGGCGGCAUACGCUGCCCCUGUCGUCUCGGACAGCGACCGAUUCACGUUCCUCAAUAUGCCAACUCCCCUCGGUCUACCGUGUGACCUUGCCGUCGGUCCAGACAAUAUGAUCUACACAAACUAUCUUCUCGCGAACAAGAUUGUCCAGAUCAACCCGACCACCAAUGCGAUCAAGGAGUUCGACAUUCCCUUCACCCUCCCCUUGCUCUCGAACCUAUCCCUGCCUGUCUACGGUGGUGUGGCUUUCGCUCCCUGCGUCGUACGGCCAGGGCAAGACGGAAAUAUGUAUGCUGCAACCGGUCUUCGGAACCAAUUGGCGAAACUGGACCUGGCAACCGGCGUCGUAUCGGUCUUCACUCCUCCCAACGCCCUGCAGCCCGUGGGAAAUUUGCAACUCUUGAACGAUAUGUGGGGCGGGCCGGAAGACAUGUUUCUGUCACAGAGCACCGCGGACGUCAUCUCGGCUUUCAACUACAAGACACAUCAAUGGAGGACAUACCAGGUCCCGACCCCCGGAUCAAAUCCGUUUGGCAUGCGAUAUGCAAGUGAUGGCGCGUUGUGGUUUACGGAGACACUAGGCCAGAAGAUUGGCCGCCUCAAUACCACUACCGGCGUAAUUCAGGAGUUCCCCGUCCCAUUCCCCACGGUCGCCACACCCGCCGUGCUCCGCGUGGAGACGGGAGGUGAUAUGCUCUGGUUCACUUGUUUCGUGUCGGACAGUGUCGCCGGCAUCAACAUGUACACGCACAACUUCACCAACUACAGGAAUACCGCCUUCGGAUCGGCAGUCUCGGUUCCUUCAGUCAACACUCUUGACGCCCAAAACAAUAUUUGGUUUUCUACAUGGACUCAGAACUUGCUCACCUACUUCCCGCCGGCCACGGGAAAGAUGACGCAUAUCGAGAUUCCUCGCACCCUCAUCUACACCCCCAUCAGUGUUCCCUUUGAGAUGAACGUCGGCGUGCAGUACUAUGGCGGGGAGGGGAAGAAUCGGAUAUACUUUACGCAAUCCAUCUUCAAUCGGGUAGGAUACUACGAUUUGGAUGCGGGGCAGUGAAUUAUCAAGAAGUAGGCUAGCUAAAACGACUCUAAAUGUUCAAAAACGUACACAUCA
Neohortaea acidophila is the source of this 1344-nucleotide messenger RNA. RefSeq lists its product as uncharacterized. Lineage: Eukaryota; Fungi; Ascomycota; Dothideomycetes; Mycosphaerellales; Teratosphaeriaceae. The coding region runs from base 184 to 1287 and encodes 367 amino acids. The record is from RefSeq and is a predicted model, not a curated record. The transcript has a single exon. Gene Ontology annotation, molecular function: protein binding.